Molecule: messenger RNA, 5652 nt
Organism: Ahaetulla prasina
Lineage: Eukaryota; Metazoa; Chordata; Lepidosauria; Squamata; Colubridae
Gene: RAPGEF1
Product: Rap guanine nucleotide exchange factor 1
Exons: 26
Coding region: 180-3878 (1232 amino acids)
Biological process (GO): positive regulation of GTPase activity; Ras protein signal transduction
Cellular component (GO): plasma membrane
Molecular function (GO): guanyl-nucleotide exchange factor activity
Source: RefSeq, a predicted model, not a curated record
GGGCAGCAGGGCGCGCUGUGGGCCGGGUUGGCCCUGCUUAGCGGCGGCGGGAGGAGCAGCAGCGACGGCAGCAGCAGCAGCCACGGAGCCGUGCGGAGCUGCUCGGCCGCCUGCCGUCCUCCCGGGGUCCGCCAGCGCCCGAGCCCGGCCACCGGAGCCGAGCCAGCGGCGGCCGAGCCAUGUCCGGCAGGGUGGAGAAAGCAGAUUCUCAGCGUUCUCAUCUCUCUUCGUUCACCAUGAAGCUAAAGGACAAGUUCCACUCGCCCAAGAUAAAAAGGACGCCAUCGAAGAAAGGAAAACAGCCUGACCUAGUAGUGAAAUCCCCCGAAAAGGUCAUCAACAAGAACUUGAGUUGGCUGGAAGAGAAAGAGAAAGAUGUCGUGAGCGCCCUGCGUUACUUUAAGACCAUCGUGGACAAAAUGGCCAUUGAUAACAAAGUGUUGGAGAUGUUGCCAGGAUCAGCCAGCAAGGUCCUGGAAGCCAUCUUGCCUCUGGUUCAGACGGACCCACGAAUUCAGCAGAGUUCCGCCAUCACUUCCUGCUACAGCCGCGUGUAUCAGAGCUUGGGAAAUUUGAUUCGAUGGUCCGAUCAGGUGAUGCUUGAAGGCAUCAACUGUGAAGACAAAGAGGUGGUGAAUACAGUGAAGGGAGUUAUCAAGGCAGUCCUGGAUGGAGUUAAGGAGCUGGUGAAGCUGACAAUUGAGAAGCAGGAACACCCAUCUCCCACUAGCCCGGUCAAGCCCACCUUACCUGUGUCUACAGCAGACAGCCAGUUGGAGCUUCCCUUGACGGAUCGUGAGAUGGAGAUCCUCAACAAAACAGCGGGGUUGACGCCGACCGCAGAAGCAUUGGCAGAUGCCACAGACGAAGAGGUCGCCCCACCGAAGCCGCCCCUUCCUUGCAUUCGGGUGGCUGAAAACAGCCUCCCACCAGCCUUGCCCCCUAAGAAACGUCAGUCGGCGCCGUCUCCUACGCGAGUGGCUAUUGUCGCCCCCAUGAGCCGGACAACCAGUGGUUCCAGUUUACCCAUUAGGAUCAACAAACAGGAAUUUGAACAUGAUUGCUACCCCCAACGGAGGCUGUCGGGGGGCAGCCAAUCCUACGGUGGGGAGUCUCCCCGUCUCUCGCCCUACAGCAGCAUGGGGAAGCUGAGCAAAUCGGACGAACAACUAUCCUCGUUGGAUUGCGACAGUGGGCAGUGCUCGCACAACACAAGCUGUGAAACCUUAGAUCAUUACGACCCUGAUUACGAGUUCUUGCAGCAGGAUCUCUCGAACACGGACCAGAUCCCCCAGCCGGGACUUGGCGUGCUCAGCCCUUUGCCAGAGGGCCUGCGGGAAUCCGCCUCUCCGUUUCUCGGACAGUCUUUCCAACUUCCAGAGAAUUGUAUCUCCCCGACCGCCGCGCCGGCUGUUGAGGUCCCGCCAGCUCUUCCCGAGAAGAAGCGGAGGGGGACGGGAGCUCCGGUUUUCGACGUCUCCGGUGGUCGGGUCCUCCUGGAGAGGCACCCUUCGCAAUACGACAACAUUUCGGAGGAGGACUUAAGCGUCCCGACGCUCUUGCCCUGGGUGUUCACCCCUUUUGCGGCUGUGCUGCCCUACCAGCCUGGGAAGCCAGCCCCGCCUGUUGAAUUCUUGGCUGAUUUCUCCAGUCCCAACAGGGAAUCCGAGGAACCUCCGCCACUGCCGGAGAAGAAAAACAAACACAUGUUGGCCUACAUGCAGUUUGUAGAAGACUACUCCGAACCGCAGCCUUCCAUGUUUUACCAAACCCCGCAGAACGAACACAUCUACCAGCAGAAGAAUAAGCACCUGAUGGAGGUUUAUGGAUUCAGCGACUCUUUCAGCAGCACGGUCUCCGGCCAGGAUCUGGCCCCACCUCCGGCUCUUCCACCCAAACAGAGACAACUGGCUAUUUUCCCUGCUCCUUUCUCUUCUGUCUCCUACUGUGUCCAGCCAUCUAAGGGCCCCCUGGCCUCUGAGGAGGUCGGCACGGGCCAGGGUCUCAGCGUGUCCGUCUCUAACUCCUUCCUCCAGCAGAACAGUUCCUUUCCCGCGCACUCGUACAAAUCGGUCUUCAGGUCUUUCUCCCAAGACUUCGUGCCGCGCGGCCGAGUUCCCACCGUCCCUCCUUUUCUUACAUCUACCUCGGCCACUUCCUCCUCUCCUCAGACUUUUCCACCUGUGCACCAGGCUCCGAACUCGGACCCGCCGGCAGUGCCGGCCACGUCUGGCCAGCCCCUUGGCACCAUAGAGAGGCCACCUUCUGCUUCUUCUUCUUCUUCUUCCUCCUCCUCCUCUUCUUCUCAAGACAGCAGCAUAAACAAGACUGUGCCUGUCUCGCUUUCCUCCGAGCCCUCUUUCACCAAACCUCUCCAGAAGUCUUUGAGUGACAACGUUGGCGAGGUAACCGGGGAGGGUGAAUACGUCAAUCUGUAUUCCUCGGGCCAAAGCAAUGGGGACCUUCUCCCUGCCUACUCGGAAGGAGAAAUUCCAGUCAUUAAGGAUGACCACACGAAAGAUUCAGCGUCGCUGAGUGGAUCUCCAAGAACGGAAAAACACGAGAGCGAAAGACCACAGAAGUCACUGGAAUCUUUGGAAAACCCUCAGAUGGAGGAGGAAGUGGAUGAAUUGUCCCUAGUUAACCACACCGAAAUCAUAUCCAGGCUGACCUUGAAACAGGAAGGUGAUGAUGGUCCCGACGUCCGCGGUGGGUCAGGAGACAUCCUUCUGGUGCACGCGACGGAGACGGCCACUGUGGAGGGGACGGUGAAAGAUCUGGUGCUCUACUGCGAAGCCUUCUUGACAACUUACCGAACGUUUAUUUCCCCAGAAGAGCUUAUUAAAAAACUACAAUACCGAUAUGAGAAGUUCUGCCACUGUCCAGACAACAAUAAGAAACGGGUCAGCAAGAAUACGUUUUUUGUCCUGGUGCGAGUGGUGGAUGAAUUAUGUUUGGUAGAGCUGACCGAAGAGAUCCUGAAGCUGCUGAUGGAGCUGGUCUUCCGUCUGGUGUGCAGCGGAGAGCUCAGCCUCGCCCGGGUCCUGCGCAAGAACAUCCUGGACAAAGUCGACCAGAGGAAAAUGCUGCGUUACGCCAACUCCAUCAAGCCUUUAGCAGCUCGAUGGGUGGCCGCCAGGCCUGGCACCCUGCACGAUUUUCACAGCCAUGAAAUUUCAGAGCAGCUUACUCUCCUUGACGCCGAGCUCUUUUAUAAAAUUGAGAUCCCUGAAGUUUUACUCUGGGCAAAGGAACAAAAUGAGGAGAAAAGUCCCAACUUGACCCAGUUCACCGAGCACUUUAAUAAUAUGUCUUACUGGGUCCGCUCGAUAAUCAUGCAGCAGGAAAAGUCUCAAGACCGAGAGAGGCUGUUGUUGAAAUUUAUCAAAAUCAUGAAGCACUUACGGAAACUCAACAACUUCAACUCCUACUUGGCCAUCCUCUCGGCACUGGAUUCAGCCCCCAUUCGGCGUCUCGAGUGGCAGAAACAGACCUCCGAGGGCUUGGCAGAGUAUUGCACCCUGAUAGACAGUUCAUCGUCCUUCCGGGCUUACCGAGCUGCUCUUGCUGAGGUUGAACCGCCUUGUAUCCCUUACUUGGGCCUGAUCCUGCAAGAUCUGACUUUCGUGCAUCUGGGAAACCCUGACUACAUCGAUGGCAAAGUCAACUUCUCGAAACGAUGGCAGCAGUUUAACAUCCUGGAUAACAUGAGACGGUUCCAGCAAGUGCAUUACGACAUCAAACGCAACGAUGACAUCAUUUCCUUCUUCAACGACUUCAGCGACCACCUGGCUGAGGAGGCCUUAUGGGAACUUUCGCUCAAAAUCAAACCCCGAAACAUAACGCGGCGGAAAACAGACCGGGAAGAGAAAACUUAGAAGGGGGCAAAAAAGCGGGAAGCGCGUGGGCGUCCGAUUAGGACUGGCACAGAGCGCCCAGCCUUGGCGCACCGAGCAGAUUUCCAUCACUUCCUGAGCUGGUGAAGAUCCUCCCUCUCGAUCUUCCUCCAUCGCUUCUGGGCUGUUGUAACAUCACCCUCCUGGUCCGGAAAAUGAGGGACGGAAGAGAAUCCAAACGGGUGACUUUCCGCCUUCUCGAAUGCCAAGUGGUACUUGCACCCAAGGUGCGUGUGUGUGUGUGUUUGUGUGUGUGAAAGAGAGAGAGAGAGAGAGAGGGAACCAGGCAGCCUACAUUUUUGCACACUCUCAAGCGGAGAAAGGAGACGUCAACCAAGAUUCUCUCGCACCCUGCCAUGGCGUAACCGUGGAUGGCUUUGGCCAAGGGUAUUUUCCCGAAGAGCGCGCGCCAAGGAGAACCAUCUCCGAUAACUUCCAAAACCUGGGGAAAAGCAGAGCUAAGGAAGCUGGGGAAGAGUGGAGGUAAACUCUGGCCCCCUCCGCCCACUUCCCUGGCAGAGAUUGCGUCGACACAACGCACAAGGUGUGAAGUUGUUCUUCUAGAGCCCACCGAGAAGUUGGGGCUUUCUCCAACAGUUCUUCUCACCGUCUCUCCCACAGACUUCUCCCACCCUAGAACUGGGAAAACGCUCCACCCCGACGUCCAGAUUUCCACGUGGGAAAAACGGGGGAGGAAGGUCUUACCUUGGCGACGGUACUAAAGCUUGUAAAGGCAGUGAAUCUGUUGACAAAACACAGCCGCCUUGUACAUACGGGGGUGGGUGGGUGGGGGGUUCUAGGACCGUGGCGUUUUUUCGUUUUCGACGUGCAUGUUUGAAUUUUGCCCGUGGAUAUUUUUUUGUGUUUUGUUCUUUUUUCCCCCCCCCCUUUUUUUGGGGGGGGGGAGGGGAAGGGCCAUUUUGUUUGGGUUGUUUUUAGUUGGUUAUUAAUAUUAUUGUUAUUAUUAUUAUUAUUUUAUUAUUAUUAUUAUUAUUAUUUUGGCAAGGAAUCGUUUCGUCGUUUUGUUUUGCUUUUUUUUUUUUUUAAAGAAGAAAAAAAGAAAAAUGGAUCGGGAAGAGACGAAACAAAUCUUUAGGCUUGUGAAGACAUCAGCCCGAAGUUACGACGGAACUGCGGCCCGCAGUUGCGUCAGACCCGUCGUGGGCGGAAUCAAACCGGGUUGGUUUGGAUUGUUGGGCUCCAGAGAUGCUGGCUUAAACCUAAAAUGUACUCCCCACCCAAUCAUUAAAACAAGAGGUGGAGGGUCCCCCCCACCCUUUGAAGAUUCUCUUCCAGAGCAUCUUCCAGAUGUGUUGGGCUACCACUCCCAUGCUGCACAGCCUGCCUUUGAGUCUCCUCCGGCUUCCCCCUGAGGCACGCUGGAGAAAUCUCUAGGGCUCCUUCCAUUCUCUCUGCUCCUUGAAAUCAGAGGCCCCGAGAUGGUUGGUUUCCAAAAAAUGUUUUGUCUUCCUCAUUUGGGAGGGUUGGGCGUUUUGGGGGCGUGCUUCGAUUUUUCUCCUUUUGCUCAGUGGCCAGAACUGAGAUGGCCUCGUUCCAUCCUUUUCCAUCACUACUACCUCCUUCUCUUCUCCUCUUUCUCCUUUUUUUCUUCUCGAUCGCUAUCAUCUCUUCCCCUUCUUCUCCGGUUUUUAUUCUAUUUUCCUGCCCCGUCUCCUAAGCGACCAAAAGCAUGCUCCCUUCUCUCCUCUUAUUCUCCUCCUCCUCCUCCUCCUCCUCCUCCUCCUCCUCCUCCUCC